AUGUAAAUAAUUUUGAAAAUGAACAAAUCUGCUAUAUUAAUGCUUUAUACUAUCUUCAUAGUAUAUGCAUAAAAUGUUAAUAAAUAAGAAGCAGUGAACUCUUGUUUAUAAGAUGAAAUAGAUUUAAGUGAAAUGGUUCCCAAGGAUUAUUUAGAAACCUUUGAAGAGAAAUAUGGAAACAGGAUACUUAAAAGUUAUGAACCUUAACCAAUUAGAAUUACUCUAGAUUUCUAUGAGCUUGAAAAUCCUCUAAAUGGUGAUGGAAUGACUCCUAGUAAAAAGGAAUACUUAAAAAAAAUCAUGUAUGCUGCUCAAAUAUAUUUAACUAAGCUAAUCAAAGUUUAUCCAAGACAAGGACCUCUUAAAUAUAUUUGGGAUAAUGAAAAUUGUUAUGAUAUUAAAAUCCCGUAGUACAUAAAAAAAAUAGGUGUUGAGAAUUCUGAUUUACAUAUAUUUGUUACAUACUCAAAUUUACCUAAAUCCUAGACUUUAGCAAAUGCAAUCUGGUGUUAGUUAGAUCCCUAGCCAAAUGUUGGAAGAGUCCUAUUUAAUAUAGGCGCUAUGGAUAUAGAUGAAUCUUCAACUUAAUCCUUCUAAGAUAAUUUCUCUACUUCACUACAUGAAAUUUUACAUAUUCUAGGCUUUACAGGUAAAAGCGUCUAAUACUGGAUCGAUCCUGAUACAAAUAAACCUUAUGGAGAAAAUAAUGUAAGUAAGAUUUUGACAAGUGAAACAAGAUGGUAAAUAGAUAAUGUUCUAAAAAUAUCUUCUAAAAAUAUUUUAAGAGUCUCUAGAAAUCAUUAUAACUGUCCUUCAAUUAAUGGUAUGUAUCUAGAAAAUUAAGGAGGAUCCGGAUCUAUGGGUUCUCACUGGGAAAGAGAUUUACUUUCUAAUGAAUUCAUGACUGCUAGUAUUGUUUAACGCAUUUAUUCUAUUUCUGAAUUUACAGCUGCUUUACUUCUUGAUACUGGCUACUAUGCUGAAAUCAAUUCUAAUUUUCUCAAUCCUAUAUAUUGGGGUAAAAAUAAAGGAUGUGAUUUUUUUAACAAUUCAUGUAAUACUGCAAAGGACUUACAUGAAUUCCCAAAUAAUACUUAAGAAUCUUGUGAUUUUUACUAUGAAGGAAUUGGCAGUCUCUAAAAUUAUGAUGAUUUUUCUUAAUGUAAAAUAAUUUAUACAUAUAGAAAUGGUUAUUGUGAUUCAUAUUAAUUUAAACCUGAUGAAAUUCUAAGAUAAAACACUGGAAAAGGGUCAAAAUGUUUCAGAUCUAAUGCAAACAUCAAGGGUCAUGAAAUUUUAGAUAUAAAAGGAAGAUGCUUUAAAGCUUAAUGUGCAAAUGAUUUAUCAUCUAUUAAAGUAAAUGUUUGGGAUGAUGAAUAUGUAACUUGUAAUUAUCCUAAUCAAGUUAUUAACUUAGCUGAAUAAACUAAAACUACUUAAGGUACUAUGAGAUGUCCUCAUGAUUUUGACUUAUUUUGCAAUUUCCCUAAGUCUUGUCCAAAUAAUUGCUCUAAUAGUGGUGUGUGUAAUAAUGGCUAUUGUGUUUGCCUCAAAGGAUAUGCUGGAGCUGAUUGCUCUUAAAGAUGUCCUGAAGAAUAUGUCUGGGAUAGCAAUAGAUGUGUUUAAAAUUGUCCACGUGGAUAGUUUAAAAAUUUAGAUAAUACAUGUAAACCUACUUGUCCUUAUAAGUAUUAUGGAGAAAAAUUUACAGGUAACUGUACAUUGUGCUCAGUAAACUGCUCAGCUUGCUUUGGUUCAGCUUCUAAUUAAUGUCUUUCUUGUAAUGAUGGCUAUUCUCUUUAAGGAAAUAAAUGUGUUGAAAUGAUUUGUUAUUCAAGUUGUCAAUCGUGCUCAGGACCUAAUUCAAACUAAUGCACUUCAUGUCCAGCUGGAAAAUAUUUAGAUUCUAGAAAUACAUGUCAACAUUGCUAAUCACCUUGUGAAAAUUGCUUCAACUCAUCUACUGAAUGUACUACUUGCAGUUAGGGAUACUUUAUGGAUAGAUUUAGUGGAAAAUGUGUUUCUGAAAAUUCUUGUGAUAGUUCUUGUCUUGACUGUUCUGCUUUUAGGGAUCCUACAAAAUGUACUUUAUGUCGAGAUGGUUUUUUCUUAAACGAAUAUGGGGAAUGCUAAAAAUGUGACUAAUCUUGCUCCAUCUGUACAAUGAGAGGUAAUAAUUGUAUUAAAUGUGUUUAAGGUUGGGAAUAUAGCGCUAGUAAAAAAAGGUGUUUCUAUAACUGCCAUGAAAGUUGUGAUACAUGUACAUUAGUUUUAGACCCAAAAGCUUGUAUAAGAUGUGCUUUUAAUCAUGUGAUGUCAAAUAAUUAAUGCGUUCCUUGUGAUAAAAGCUGCCAUGGUUGUACAGAAAAUCCUAAAAAAUGCAACGAAUGCGCAAAAGGAUACUAUUUAGAUUCAUAUUAUGAUAUAUGUGUACCUACAUGUAGAUCAGAUGAGUUCCAAGAUUCAAAAGGGAACUGCUAAAAAUGUUAAUAACCAUGUGCUACUUGCCAAUUUUACAGUGAUAAUUGCAUUACCUGCUUAUCAGGUUAUAUUUAUGAUUUUUAUUAUAAAUCUUGCAUUCCUACAAAUAGUUUUUGUCAUGAAACCUGUGAUUAAUGUAGUAGAAAUAAUGAUCCCUACUCAUGCACUAAAUGUAAAGAUGGGAUGUAUUUGAUAAAUGGUGAAUGCUAUUAAUGUAGCGGUAAAUGUUAAACUUGUGAAAAAAAUGCUUUUUAAUGUACUUCUUGCAAAUAGAAAUAAUUUUUAAACAACUAUGAAUGUCUUUAAUGUCACAGUUCUUGCUAAACAUGUUUUGGAAUUUCAACAAAUUGCACUUCUUGCUAAUAAGGUUUCUCAAAAGAUCCUUUGACAGGUCUUUGCAUAAAUAAUUUACCUAGAUGUAAAAGUAACGAAUAUUUGGAUAAAGAUUAUCAAUGUUAAUAAUGUGAAUUACCUUGCGCUUCUUGCUUCAAUUUACCAAAUAAAUGUUAAAGCUGUAUUUCUGGUUAUAUUUACAAUUCUUAAACAUUUUAGUGUUAAUAAUUUAAUCCGGUUUGUUAUGAAGGAGAAUUCUUGGAUUUUGAUAAUAAAUGUAAAUAUUGUGAUCGAAUUUGUGCCACUUGUGAUAUAUACAGUAAUAGAUGCACAAGUUGUAAACAUGGCUUUACUCUUUCAAAAAAUUCUUGUUAUGAAGAUAAAUGCUAAGAUGGAUCAUUCAUUAAUUAGUAUGGAAGAUGUUAAAAAUGUAGCAAUUCAUGUAGAAAAUGUAUAAAUUAUUAUGAUAACUGCACUGAAUGUGCUGAUGGAUAUUCUUAUAAUAUAAGAACAUAGACAUGUGUUAUAAAUGAAAGCUAUUAAAAAUGUCAUCAUACUUGUAAAUAAUGCAAUUAAAGUAAUAAUGCAUUUGCUUGCUAAUCAUGUUAUGAUUGUAACUAUUUAAGCAAUGGAUAAUGCCUUCCAUGCAAAAAUAAUUGUUAGACUUGUGACAGAUAUUCUGAUUUUUGCACUUCGUGUUAAAAUGGAUUUAAAUUAAACAGAAAUUAAGGUAGAUGUAUCCCAGAAUGUAAGUAUGGUGAAUACUUAGACUAGAGUGUUAAUUUAUGUAAACAAUGUGCAUAUCCUUGUGAGAGCUGUGAAUUUAAUCCAAGUUAGUGUACUAGCUGUAUUUAAGGAUAUAAUUAUAACAGUAAAAGUUAAAGCUGUACCAUUCUUUGCCGACUUGGAGAGUAUUCUGAUAGAGGUUUAUAUUGCAAACCAUGCUCGUUUCCUUGUGAGACUUGUGAAGAUUAUGAUGACAAAUGCUUAAGUUGUGUUUAAGAUUACACUUACAGCAAUUAUCAAUGUUUAAAAAAUUCUAAAACUAAUUUAAGAUAUUGUCAUGAAUCUUGUAAUUCUUGUAUUAGAGCAAUGGAUCCUAAUUCAUGUGAUUCUUGUAAAGAAGGAUACAUUUUAAUAAAUAGAACUUGCCAAAAGAAGAAAGGAAAUUAUUUUGAACCAAAAAAUUGA
Molecule: messenger RNA, 4005 nt
Organism: Tetrahymena thermophila SB210
Lineage: Eukaryota; Ciliophora; Oligohymenophorea; Hymenostomatida; Tetrahymenidae
Product: leishmanolysin family protein
Exons: 2
Biological process (GO): proteolysis; cell adhesion
Cellular component (GO): membrane; cytoplasm
Molecular function (GO): metalloendopeptidase activity; protein binding
Source: RefSeq, a predicted model, not a curated record